Molecule: messenger RNA, 954 nt
Organism: Clavispora lusitaniae ATCC 42720
Lineage: Eukaryota; Fungi; Ascomycota; Pichiomycetes; Serinales; Metschnikowiaceae
Biological process (GO): fatty acid catabolic process; acyl-CoA metabolic process
Cellular component (GO): peroxisomal matrix
Molecular function (GO): fatty acyl-CoA hydrolase activity
Source: RefSeq, a predicted model, not a curated record
AUGGCCGAUUUCGAAGAGGCCAUGGCCGUCCAAAAAAUAAACGAAAACACCUGGGUUGGCCGCCGCCCCCUUGGUUUACCUCUUCCAGGUGCUCGAGGCGUCUAUGGAGGCCAUUUGGUGGCCCAGGGUCUUUUGGUGGCCAUGGAACUGGCGCCCGGCCAUAUUCCUCACUCGUUCCACAUCCACUUUAUCAAGGCCGGCCUGGCACAGACGCCGAUAACUUACACGGUGACCCGGCUCCGGGAAGGCAGCUUCGCCCAGCGGCAAAUUGUGGCGCUGCAGAAGGGGAAAACGGUGUUUUCGGCCAUGUGCUCUCUUUUCCAAAAGGGCCAGAGGGCCAAUUCGUUACAGUUGAGUCCACAGCCGCCGCUGCUAGCGCAAAAAUAUCCCGAUCCUGACGUUCUCCACAACGUGGUCCAUACGGAUUUUGUGCACAAUGCCUAUCUGGACGAGUUUGUCGAUCCAAGCUUGUGUCCAGAAGAGGACAAAAUGGCGCCGUCCGAGCGCCAAAUCACCUUGUGGUGCAAGCUUCAUCACUCCGUGCCGCUCAAGGACCCCAGGUUCAACUUUGUAGGUCUCGGGGAUCUUUCGGACGCAGCAGUGUUGACCACUUUGGCCCGCGCCUUGCAUUUGGACUGGAAUCCCACUUUAGACAACCCGUACGAGGCGUAUGACGACUUGAAGGACGCCCGCCGCUUGAUGGAGGUGUCUUUGAACAUCAUACACAUUCACCAUUACAUGGCCAUGUCUUUGGACCACACCCUUUACUUCCAUGUGGAUGAUUUCGACGACUUCAAAGUUAUGGACUGGUUGACGAUGUCGUACCAGUUUGGAAUCAGCAAAAACCACCGGACGUUGGUGCGUGGCCACUUUUUCGAUCCAAAGGGCAACUGUGUGGCUACUUUUGUUCAAGAGGGCUUGACGUAUAUGCGUCCAGGUGUCAACAAGUUGUAA